Molecule: messenger RNA, 1827 nt
Organism: Drosophila serrata
Lineage: Eukaryota; Metazoa; Arthropoda; Insecta; Diptera; Drosophilidae
Gene: bun
Product: TSC22 domain family member bunched
Biological process (GO): positive regulation of cell population proliferation; negative regulation of apoptotic process; regulation of transcription by RNA polymerase II
Cellular component (GO): cytosol; nucleus
Source: RefSeq, a predicted model, not a curated record
UUGAGUAGCUCUUUCCAUGCAAACACGAAAAUCCCCUAGAAGCCAAAGUUAAAUCUUUGCAUCGCUUUUGUCGCUUGGGCUUUUAUUUUAUUCCGUUGCUCGAUUGUUAAAUUGUGUGAUUUUGGGCGAAGACCGCCUUGAAAAAAGUUCGUUUUCUGUUUACGAGUCUGUGUGUUGCAAUCUGUGUUCGUGUGUGCGAGCGAAAAAGCGAUAGAAAAAGUUUCAAACGAAAAAGAACAAAGGCUAGGGAAACUGUUUACUAAAAUUUGGCUAAACAAUUGCCAAAAGUGUUCGCCAGGCACUUCAAUUAAUAUUAAAAUCCCCGGAGGAAAAGGCGAAAAAAUCGUCUCGCGCGCAUUUUUAACAUUUUCACUCAGUGAGCGAGAGAGCGAGAUCAAAUAGUGAGAGUCAGAGAGAGAGAGGCGGAGUUGCUGAAUAACCAAAAGAACACGAAUUCAGCAAGAGAGUGAGAGAGAGAGAGCGGUCGAAUUUUUACCCUCUCUCAGCACACAAAUAAAAGAGCUCCCCAGUUCGUUGAUUUGUUUGUUUUUAGUGUUAAAAACAUUUUUAAAAAGAGGCCUACCGAAAGGCCUGAAAAACCAAGCACACCUUAGCUACAUGUUGUAUGUUUGUGUGUAAUUGCAAGUGAAACUCAUUGCGAGGGAAGCUGGGAAAAAUAGAGAGAACCCAAUUAACUGUUGUUUGCACACACAGAGAAACCAGUCCACCGUGUGUUAAUGUGUGUAUAUCUAAUAAGAAGAAGCACCAGCGGUGAGAGGAAAAACAAAAAUUCCCAUCAGCUUUGAGCUCAGCAAACAAAUACAAACAAAAAAUAUUAAUAAAAUUGCCAAAUCAAAAUUGAGUCAAACAAAUACAUAUCGCUUUGAAGACUUAGACUGUAAAUAUUAAAUAUCAAAUAUCAGUAACGGUAAACGAAUUGCAUUCAACUACCGUAAUAUCGAUAAUGAAAACAGAAACAGGCAGCAACAACAGCAAUAUUAAUAAUAAUAACAAUAAUAUCAUUGUCAAAAUGGAUUUCGAUAUGUAUCCAAGUAUUUCGGGCAAGCAACAGGAUCCCGUUCGCGAAGUCGUUAUGAAAUAUAUUGAUUAUUUUCUGCCAGAUGCAUCUGGAACAAGUGCAGUUGCGAUUGACAACAAAAUCGAACAGGCAAUGGAUCUGGUCAAGUCGCAUCUCAUGAUUGCGGUGCGCGAGGAGGUGGAGGUUCUAAAAGAGCGCAUCUCCGAGCUAAUGGACAAGAUCAACAAGCUUGAGGUUGAGAAUACCAUUCUCAAGUCGCACAUACCGCAGGAGACGCUGCAGCAGAUCCAGAUGCAGCUUCAGAUUGCUGGAAGCCAACAGCCGGCGGCCGUGGCCGCCCCACCGGCCACCCCAGCCAUUCAGGCACCACCGCCGACAUCUGCUCCAAAUGCCGCAGGACAGGCAGCAGCAGUGGCUGCAGCAGCAGCGGCGGCGGCAGGAGCCAUCUCUGCUGUGGUGGUGGGCAGCACCGGAGGAGCACCGGUGCCACUAGUCCAGCGUCCGUGGCGGCGCCCACGAGCAUUCCCAAUGGCAGUGCCGAGAACGGAACCGCCGUCCCAGCGGUUAGCAGCGGCAGCGGCAACAACAGCGAUGCAUCCGUCGUGGAGCAGGUCACAGUAGCAGCAGCGGUAGCAGCGGUACCCACAGUCAACGGUCCCAUGUCCUAAGCUGGGCAAGAAGCUCACACCUAACUCGGUAGUGUUUGUUUUUUAAGGCCCACUUCGGAUGGGCUUGAAUAAUGAACGUCGUUUUUUUUUGAUAAGAAUGAAAACACCUUGUAAUGUUAA